Molecule: messenger RNA, 2069 nt
Organism: Hyposmocoma kahamanoa
Lineage: Eukaryota; Metazoa; Arthropoda; Insecta; Lepidoptera; Cosmopterigidae
Product: ankyrin repeat and MYND domain-containing protein 2
Exons: 2
Coding region: 38-1231 (397 amino acids)
Molecular function (GO): protein binding
Source: RefSeq, a predicted model, not a curated record
AUAAUUAUUUAUUACUGAAAUCGUAUAAACCUUAAUCAUGGAGGAUCAGAAAAAAGAAAAUUUAGAGAAGAAAAUUUUCGACGCGAUAGCGCAAGGGAACUUGGCAGAGUUUAACAAUUUUCUCGCGCAACACAAAGGCAGUGUCGAUCUGUAUGAUGAAAAUGGCAUGACGGCACUCCAGCACGCUGCGUAUAAGGGCAACAAGGAGAUGGUGCAAACAUUGCUUGAUAGAGGUGCUAAUGUGAAUUCUGGGAAACAUGAGUACAACUACACUGCUCUGCAUUUUGGCGCUCUAUCGGGUAGUUCGGAAGUCUGCAAGCUACUUCUGGAUGCCGGAGCUAAGUCAAUAGCUACCAACUCUGUAGGCCGCACUGCUUCACAGAUGGCAGCAUUUGUUGGUAACCACCACACUGUCGCUACUAUCAAUAAUUACAUUCCACGCAGUGAAAUAGCUUACUACAGCAUCAUUCAAGGACAGCAGAGUGAGCCUUAUCUCCCCCCUUUCUUAGUUGAUUCAGUUCAUAAAUUUGUUCUUGGAGUUAAUGUUCACCCAAUUCGUAUAGCUCUCAAUGUUCAACACAUUCCUGGCUUGCUGGAAAACGCAGCUAAAGUCAGUAAAGUACUUGAAAUGCUCUGCAAGCGGGAAAUGGCUAAAGGAAGUGAGACAAAUGAAGUGAUGGCCUUCAAAUACCAUUACUUUUCAUUCAUGGUUAAAGAAAUAAAUAUUAUUUACAACAGACAGAAAGUAAACACAGACAAGGAUCAAAAAAAGUAUGAUGUUGUUGAAGUUAUCGCAAAAAGGCUAUUGAAGCCAGGCAAAAAUGGAGUGUCUCAAGAUCUGAUGGAUCAAUUUUUGAAGGACUGUAUUAGAGAAUUCCCUUUUAGGGAAAGUACUACGUUUCACCAGAUGGUUUCUGCUCUAACUAGCAAUGAUCCUCCACCUGCAUUGUCAGUGAUUAAUUGCACAAUCAAUGGGCAGAGGGGGUUUGUUGAUGCUGUUUCUUAUUGCGUCACAUGUGGUGAAGAAAAACCAGCAAAAAAAUGUUCCAAAUGCAAAUCUGUCCAGUAUUGUGACAGAGAAUGCCAGCGCUUGCAUUGGUUUGUACACAAGAAAGCCUGUAACCGUGAAACUAGUGCACAGCCCCAGCCAGCCACAAACAACAACCAAGCUAACAAUAAUAUAGAUGUGAAUGAAUUGAGCGCUGAGUUACAGAACAUAGUAGCUGGUUAAUAAGUAAACUUUAAAAGAAAUAAUUUAAGUGAUAUUGUAUAAUGAAAUCUAAAUGUUUAGUGUUAAGAAAAACUUCAACAUUAUCUUUUUCUGAAAUUUGUCUUCCACAAAUCUCUUGAUUUUUAUGUACUAGAUACACAGUCAAUGACUUAAUGCUUACGUAGAUUCAUUGAUUGAUUGAUAUAGUAAAAAUUUUACCAACUAUGUAGUAUGAAAGUAUGAGUAUCACAUUGGUAUAAUGUGUCAAAAGUAUUUAUGUAUUUUCUUAUUAGAAAGCAUUUCGUUGUUCAUCUUUAAAUAGUUAUUGUCUCUAGUUGGAAUUUACGUGUUGUGCCAUUUUUAAUGGCUGGAUUGCUUACUCUAAUUAAUUGUUAUUGAACAUUAUCCUUUUUUAUUAAAAUUCAUAAAUAACUUGCAUAUAGUGACAUGCGAAUAUAAAAAGAUGUAAGUUGAAAUUGAAAUUAUAUACCCACUAUUCCUUCAAAUAAUUAUGACUUGUUUAACCUCUGUUUAAUAUAGAAAUUUAUAAUAAUAUUUAUAAGUUUAAAUGAAAGUAUUUCUAUUGAAUUCAGUAUAUAAUCAACACGAUUGUAUAAUCAAUUUUAAUACGCAUUUGACUCCUUUUUUUUAACGGACUAAUCAAUUUUGUCCUUCAAAUUUUCAAUUAGGAUUACUUUUCAAUCGGAAUAGUUUUGUGAAAUGUUCAACAAUUUAUACAAAUAGAUUCCUUCUUAUACAUUAUUUAUUGCACCAAAUCAUAAAACUAUGUGUUAACUUUGCAUUUAUAGUAUUAUGAGCAAUGUUUAGAAUAAACUACACUUUGUGGACAUUAACUUAA